Molecule: messenger RNA, 4446 nt
Organism: Rhineura floridana
Lineage: Eukaryota; Metazoa; Chordata; Lepidosauria; Squamata; Rhineuridae
Product: zinc finger protein ZFP2-like
Exons: 4
Coding region: 1550-3700 (716 amino acids)
Biological process (GO): regulation of transcription by RNA polymerase II
Molecular function (GO): RNA polymerase II cis-regulatory region sequence-specific DNA binding; DNA-binding transcription factor activity, RNA polymerase II-specific
Source: RefSeq, a predicted model, not a curated record
GAAGAACGGGAUAUAAAUCAAAUAAUAAUAAUAAUCUUAUGGAAGCAAAUUCCAUAAAUUAAUUUAAUUAAAGUUAUUUCUUUUGCCUGCCCUGAGACUUAUGCCAAUCAAGCUACUGCACCUACACUUUUGCAGCUAAUACAUAGUUGAUAGAUCUCUCCUCCAAGAAUGCAUCUCAUCUUUAUCAAAGUUGUCUAAGUGAGUGAUCUCUUGUAGUAGAAUGUGUGUGUGUGUGUGUGUGUGUGUGUGUAAAUAAGUGAAUGAUGAUUCUGAGAGAGAUUUAAGCCUGUUUCUUAAAAAGUAACAUAACUGAGAUUUCAGAUGGAUGCUGGCAGUCAAGGGGACAGAUUUGUCAAAGGAAGAAAUCUUAAGAAGUGUGGCAUAUGGAAGAUAGUUUUGUAAAAACUAAGGAAGACGAAAUAGUAAUUAGCUGUUAAUGUUCAGAUUAAGUCUAUGGGAUAUUGAGAGCAUUAAAUCUGUAGAUUCAGAAGUUUUCUCCUCCUUCUAUGCUUUAAUUUGGAUUCCUGCAUUGAGCAGGGGGUUGGACUCGAUGGCCUUAUAGGCCCCUUCCAACUCUACGAUUCUGUGAUUCUAAUAUCCUCAGAUUUGGUUGUUCUUUCCUAUAAAGUAAGGGCAGCUACUCUUUUUUCACCUGAAGGCUGCACUGAAUUUGAGGGCUACAUAGUCCUAGGUUUGCACUGAGUCGGACCACCAAAGAAAGAUGAAAAAAUCCCCAAAUGCUGAGAAAAAAAUAUUACUUGGGAAAGCCCAACACAUUUCAGCCUCUAUAUUGGGCCUUCGUCAGGGGAUAAAAUAGUCUGUAGAGAUCUCUAAUAGCAAAAAUGCAUACAUUUGCCAUUAAAUAUUUUACUCUUUGUGUUUCUUCGGACGCUGAGCGUUUUUUGUCUCCAGUUAUACUGAGUUGGGCCAUUGGUCCAUCUAGCUCAGUAGUGUCUACACUGACUGGCAACGGCUCUCCAGGAUUUCAGGCAGGGAAUGUUCUCAGCCCUACUGGAGAUGACGGGACCUUCUGCGGGUAAGGUGGAUGUUCACCACGGAGCUACGGCCCUUCCCUAUGCCAGUGGUGGGUAUGGUCAAUAUAUACAUGCAUGUGCACUACACAUACAGACCAUACACUCACAUGCACACUCACCAGACAUGCAGUCUCACGGACACUCUUACAGACACUCUCACAAAAAUGCAGAGGCACACACACACACAAAAUCAGCAUUUCCGGCCUUCCUGACCCCGAUGCUUGUGUGGGAGAAAAUAAGAGUAUAAGCAAAGCUCUGAUGAAUCAGCCCAAUGGCCCAUCUAUUCCAGCAUCCUGUUCUCCUAAUGCCCCAAAGGGAAGCCCACAGCAGGACCUGAGUGCAGGAGCAUUCUCCCCUCCUUCGGUUGCCAGCAGCUGGUAUUCAGAAGCAGACUGCCUCUGCCUUUGGAGGUGUAUCAUAGAGAUGCCAUCAAGGCUGGUAGCCACGGAUAGCCUUUUCCUCAAUGAAGUUGUCUAAUCCUCUUUUAAAGCCAUCCAGGAGGCAGGGGGUAAAAAAUGGAAGAGCAGGGACUAAUGCGACCUGUUCAGAAGAAAAGACUGGAGUCCAGAAGAAAAAAUCCUCAUGCGGUCCAGGUUGGGACCACCAGGGAUCUUCCGCCUAGGGCAGAUUCUCGCCAAAUUAAGCCGGAGCCAGAGGAGGGCAUGCAGCAGCAGGGCUGGGAUGCCCAGUGGCAGGAUUUCCUGAAGACAAUGCACCCCCCUCGUUUGGGAUGGGACACCCCACAGCCUCCCAGUCCUCCCCUGUCAGGCGAUGGUGUCCUCCAGGCCUCCUUCAAGGGAGGCGCUGAUGCCAGCCGAUGGCCUGGUAGGGGAGAAGGGGUGACCCAGACCCCACCAGACUUCAGUGGGAAAGCGCAGGAGGAGGGAGGAGGCCUGAUUUCCUCUGUGAAAGUGAAGGAAGAGAUCCUGGACCAGGAGGAGGAGGAGGAAGAAGAUGCCAUCAGCUCGGAGAUGGAGCAUCAGCGCUUCAGGCAGUUCUGCUACCUGGAGGCCGAGGGCCCUCGAGAGGUCUUUGUCCGACUCCAGGAACUUUGCUCCCGGUGGCUGAAGCCAGAGAGGCGCACCAAGGAGGAGAUCCUGGAGCUGCUGGUCCUGGAGCAGUUCCUGGUUAUCCUGCCCAUGGAAAUGCAGAACUGGGUCAAGGGAUACAGGCCAGAGAGCUGCGCCCAGGCCGUGGCCCUGGCUGAGGACUUCCUGCUGCGGCUGGAGGAGGCCGAAGGGCUGCCAGAUAAGGAAUCGUGGCCUCUGGAAGGCGUGGCUGCUAAUUCCCCAAAGUUGGAGCAGGAUCCAAUGGACUCGGCAAACGUUCGUUUCUCUGCAGAUGCUGAGGAGGAGAGCGAAGAGGAGGCCAGCUUUUUGGGCAGUGACCAAGCAUAUGAGAACGGGGAGGAGUCCUUCCCCUUUGAAAGACAUCCGCAAGUGGGCAUCAGUGGAGUGUCCUUGGCAAGACUGAAUGGGAAUUUUUUCCAGGUUUGUGGGUUGGGAGAGAUGUCCGGAAGUCAACAGAACCAAGAAAGCCACCGGGAGAACUCGACGGAGAUCCAAACUUUUAUUUAUGAUGAAAGUGACAGAGGGUUACAAGGAAACAACUUUCCAGAGGGAAGCCAGAAGGUGAAGAGGAAAAGGACAGGGCCCGACUGGGGCACAGUUUUGCGUCGGAGCUUUGACUUCCCUCGGAACCAGAAGAUGCAAAAGCUGUACACGUGCACCUAUUGUGGGAAGAUCUCAAACAAUAGUGCACACAUGAUUAUACAUGAAAGGACCCACACUGGGGAGAAGCCCUACAAGUGCUCGGAAUGCGGGAAAUGCUUCAGCACCAACUGCAACCUUAUGAAACACACAAGAGUCCACACAGGUGAAAAGCCGUACAAAUGCGCCGACUGUGGCCGGAGCUUCAGCGACAAGGCCUCCCUCAUCGUACAUGAGAGAACCCACACAGGAGAAAAGCCCUACGAGUGCCCAAUGUGUGGGAAAAGUUUCACCUCCAGCUCCAACCUCAUCACGCACAAACGGGUGCACACGGGAGAGAAGCCGUACAAAUGCCCUGAGUGUGGGCAGAGCUUUGUCCACAGGCCACAGCUUGUCAUCCACAUCCGGACACACACGGGGGAGAAACCAUACGAAUGCCUGGAGUGUGGCAAAAGCUUCAAUCAGAAAGCAGACCUGAUUAUACACGGGCGAACCCACACUGGGGAGAAGCCGUAUGAAUGUGCCGAAUGUGGGAAAAGCUUCAUCUCGAGCUCUUACCUCCGGAAACACGAGAGGCUGCACACAGGGAAGAAAACCCAAGCCGGGGAAGAAACCCACAAGUGCAACUACUGCCGGAAGAGCUUCAUUAGCCGGUCCAAACUUCUCAUACAUGAAAGAACGCACACAGGAGAGAAACCAUUUGAGUGUGCUGAGUGUGGGAAAAGCUUCAGCACGAGCUCUAAUCUUGUCAAUCACAAGAGGGUGCACACGGGAGAGAAGCCUUAUCAGUGCUUGGAUUGUGGGCAGAAGUUCAGCACGAACUCUAACCUUGUCAAUCACAGGAGAGUUCACACAGGAGAGAAGCCGUACGAAUGCUCAGAUUGUGGGCAGAGCUUCGGCCACAAAGCAUCCCUUAGAAGACACAAGAGAAUCCACUCUAGAGAGACAACCACAUGAGUGCUUGCACUGUGGACAGAGCACUGACGCUAGGUCUCAUCACAGGCAUGUAGGAAGUUGCCUAACGUCAAGUCAGACCGUGGGUCUGUGUAGAUUGGGAGAGGCUGUAGCUCAGUGGUACAGCACCUGCUUUGCAUGCAGAAGUUCAAUUCCUGGUGCCUUGAAAUGGCCUUCGUCUGAAACCCUGGGUCGUCGCUACCAGUCAGUGGAGACAAUACUAAGCUACAUGGACAGCUUCCUAGGUUCCUACCUCAGUAUUGGGUGCUUUCAGACAAGUGUUCAUGGUGCUCCUUAUGCAUACUUUUAUUUUUUACAGUAUCCGCAAGACUUCAUUGGCAUCCCAUACUUUCCCCCCAUUUAAUCUGGAUUUACCCUUUCCAGGAAAUACCUGGAAUUUUUUUUUAAAAAAAAGUGCUGCCAAGAACUCAUCUACAGUGGGCCUGAACAACCUGUAUAUAAUAUUAACAGCUGUCUGGAGUCGCCCAUUGUCCACACGGAACUGGCAAUGGCUCCCCAGGGUUUCAGGUAGAGAUUUGAAGGCCCAGGAAAAACAUCCUAACUGCUAGAGCCAUACGACAAUGGAACCAAUUACCUAGAGAGGUAGUGGGCUCUCCAACACUGGAGGCAUUCAAGAGGCAGCUGGACAGCCACCUGUCGGGAAUGCUUUGAUUUGGAUUCCUGCAUUGAGCAGGGGGUUGGACUUGAUGGCCUUAUAGACCCCUUCCAACUCUACUAUUUUGUGAUUC